UUUUUUUUUUUUUACCAUGUCUUGUCAUUUCAAAUAUUUAUUUAAAGGCAUUCAAGAUGCUUUCGAUUGGCCACGCGUGUUUGCUUUGGUUAUAACAUCGAAACCUAUUCAGUCGACAUUGAUCAAAAGUGUGGCUCUUAAUGGCGUUGUUUAUUUAGGCAUGCUUGUGUUUAUAGAAACAUUUUAUAAUUCACCUGAUCAUCACUUGUACGGUUAUUCUUAUGCAGACUUGACAGGCUACCCAUUGUAUUUGAUUUGUUUGUUAGUCAAUUCACGCCUGUAUAACAAGAUUGCACAACAACAACAUGACAAUACAAAUAUAUUUGAUUCUAUCUAUACCAUUCUUUUAUAUGGUCAUUUUGCUCUUUUUAUUGCCUUGCUUAAAUAUAUACCUUGGGUUGGAUCUAUUCUCUCAUUCCUUUUGUACUGUAUGGUGAUGACUUAUUAUUGUUUUGAAUAUACAUGGAUAGACUGGAGUAUUGAACAACGCAUGACGUAUAUAGAACAACACUGGGCUUAUUGUUUAGGAUUUGGUUUACCUGCAACAACAAUUACCUUCUUCUUAUCUACUUUGAGAGCAGGAGGUGUAUUUGCUCUCAUCUAUCCUACUUAUAUCAUGAUGGCUUCUUCAGCAACACCUGUACCUUCUUCGAUACAAAAAGAGCCUGUCACUUCCUUACCUGUGUUUGUAGGUAUACGAUACAUGCAUCAGUUCAUGAUGCGAUCCAUGCGUUCUUUUAUCGGCACGCCUAAAACACACAAAGACGACUUAGGCAAACUUGUCUAAGUGACUGUCCAAGUCACACAUCAACAAGGAAAUCCCACAUACAAAAAAAAAAAUAAAAAAUAAAACUUUUUUUUUUUUCAUAUAUACUAUCCUAUGCCCCGUGUAGAAAGAAAA
Gilbertella persicaria is the source of this 901-nucleotide messenger RNA. Its product is annotated as etoposide-induced protein 2.4-domain-containing protein. Gene Ontology annotation, cellular component: endoplasmic reticulum. The record is from RefSeq and is a predicted model, not a curated record. Bases 17 to 787 code for a protein of 256 amino acids. The transcript has 5 exons. Gene Ontology annotation, biological process: macroautophagy. Lineage: Eukaryota; Fungi; Mucoromycota; Mucoromycetes; Mucorales; Choanephoraceae.